CAAAUGGUCAACACGUCACCUCAUCGUGUGUGUUGUCAAAUUUGUGGAAGCCUAUCCUAAAAUAUUUUGGUGUUUUUUAUGAAAAUUAGAUAUAAGAAUAAAAAAACAAGAUGGUACUUAUAGCCGCUACAGUUUGUACGAAGUCAGGCAAAGCUCUGGUGUCUCGUCAGUUCGUCGAAAUGACAAAAGCUCGCAUCGAAGGUCUACUGGCAGCCUUCCCUAAACUAAUGACAGGAGGACGGCAGCAUACAUUUGUUGAAACAGAGUCCGUCAGAUAUGUCUACCAGCCACUAGACAAGUUGUAUAUGUUACUGAUCACGACAAAGGCUAGUAACAUCCUGGAAGAUUUGGAGACAUUGAGACUCUUCAGCAGAGUGGUACCAGAAUAUUGUGUACAGCUCACAGAAACUGAAGUCUUGAACCAGGCCUUCAACUUGCUAUUUGCGUUCGACGAGAUUGUCGCUCUUGGGUACAGAGAAAGCGUCAAUCUAGCGCAGGUCCGUUCGUUUGUUGAAAUGGACUCUCACGAGGAAAAGAUUUAUCAAGCCGUAAGGCAGACUCAAGAACGCGAGGCGGCAAACCGCAUGCGCGAACGCGCUAAGGAGUUGCAGCGCGAGAGAUUGGAAGCGGCCAAACGUGGCCAGCCGCCGCGCUCACAGAUGUCCUUCGGCAGUGGCUUUGGUAGCUCGACGAUGUCCUCGUCGUCUCCAUCUGAAUCUAUUGCCGAGAAGAUUCCAACGACACCGGCCAGAGAUACUCGUACAGUGGGUCGUUCUGCCAUGAAGCUCGGCAGCCGCGGCACGGACGCGGACUCGUUCGUGUCCCGACUGCGCAGCGAGGGUGACGUCACGGCGCCCGUAGCGUCGCCGGCGCAACACGACGCCGGCAAACCCGUGCCCGCCGAUCACAAGGACACUAAUGGGUAUAAUUGUGCAACUGGAGGUUUGCUGACGCUACGCAUUAGCAACGAGCAAUUCGGUCGCAUACACGUGCACGUCGACAACAAAGAUUCCAGACCGUUACAGUUGCAGACCCAUCCGAACGUGGACAAGGAAGCGUUCCGCUCGACCGGCGUGAUUGGGCUGAAACAGGCUCAACGCCCCUUCCCGAUGCACAGCGACGUCGGAGUCCUCAAGUGGAGGCUGGCCACUACCAACGAUGACAAGCUGGCUCCGCUUUCCGUAAACUGUUGGCCGUCCGAAGGCGUCAACGGAGGAUGUGACGUCAAUAUCGAAUACGAGCUGGAGCAGGAUCACCUGGUGUUGACAGAUGUCAAUAUCACCAUACCGCUUCCUUCUGGCAACACUUCGGUCGUGGUGCACCAGUGGGAGGGCAGCUACACGCAGAAGGGACGCAACCUCAUCUGGAGUAUUCCGCUCGUGAGCAAACAACAGAAAACCGGGAGUCUUGAGUUCACCGUCACUCCGUCUAUACCCAACGACUUCUUCCCGCUCUCCGUGACGUGGACAUCGGAAACUUCACUUGCAUUAUUGACAGCUGUCAAAGUGACGCAAGCGGAAGACGGGUCGCCCGUUGACUUCUCGCAAGAGAUCAGUUUCCACGCAGACAAAUACGAGUUUGUUUAAACAAAUUAUUAGUUGUUUUAUUUUCUUUUUCGUAUAAUGGGCAACAUUAUGUGAAUUUAUUUUUAAUGAUUAAAAAAAACCCUGUAUUAUUU
This is a messenger RNA of Bombyx mandarina (wild silkworm), 1678 nucleotides long. It is a transcript of the gene deltaCOP, whose product is annotated as coatomer subunit delta. Gene Ontology annotation, cellular component: COPI vesicle coat. The record is from RefSeq and is a predicted model, not a curated record. Lineage: Eukaryota; Metazoa; Arthropoda; Insecta; Lepidoptera; Bombycidae. Gene Ontology annotation, biological process: Golgi localization; retrograde vesicle-mediated transport, Golgi to endoplasmic reticulum; endoplasmic reticulum to Golgi vesicle-mediated transport.